This is a messenger RNA of Lotus japonicus, 5256 nucleotides long. RefSeq lists its product as uncharacterized. The transcript is spliced from 3 exons. Bases 1 to 5256 code for a protein of 1751 amino acids. Gene Ontology annotation, molecular function: RNA-DNA hybrid ribonuclease activity; nucleic acid binding. The record is from RefSeq and is a predicted model, not a curated record. Lineage: Eukaryota; Viridiplantae; Streptophyta; Magnoliopsida; Fabales; Fabaceae.
AUGGUUACGUCUGCCUGGAAAACAAAACAUGGAUUCGAAGUCAGAGACAUCGCAAAAAACCUUUUUACCUUACGUUUUUUCUCUGAACAAGACAGGGACAACGCUCUGAAACUAGGACCCUGGAACUUUAACCACAACCUCAUCAUCCUCAGGGAGCUGGCCCCGGACGAGAACCCGAAGGAAGUUGUGCUGGCCCACACCCUAUUUUGGGUUAGGGUUUAUGACCUUACUAUGAAUCUGCGCUCAGAGCAGAUGGCUAAAAAGCUUGGAGAUUUCUUGGGCACUUUUGAAGCCUGGGACAGCAAGGAGGAGCAGCGCUUGGGAAACUCUCUACGCCUCAGGGUUUGGUUAGAUGUAACCAAGCCCCUCAAGAGGGGAACGGUGAUUCCCAAAUCUGGUAAACCCCCUCUGCGAAUCCUCUUCAAAUAUGAACGCUUGGCAGAUUUCUGCUUCGGAUGCGGAGCCUUGGACCAUGUCCUCCGCUAUUGUGAUGACAAAGAAGAUACUUGGCAGGAGGAAGAUGAAGCGAACCUCCCCUAUGGACCUUGGGUGCGUGCUUCCCCACUCAAACCCACGAAUACUACAGUUAUGAGACAAGAGGGUAGAAUAUCCCUGGCAAAGAAGAACCUUUUCACUGAAGCAGGGAACAGCUCUACCGUACCAGGCUCCACUCACCCAAAAGAAAAAGAUUCUGGAAUAAUGCAGGAACCCACCAAAGGAAGUGAGGAAGUGAACAAUGAAACUAGUGGAGAUGAAGGGACCGCACUAAAUUCCACCGGCAAAGACCCAAAACAGGGGACCACUCCCUUAAAGAAUCCCACCCCCAUAUUAAAUGUGGAGUUGGGUCUAGUGGAAUCAUUGGGUAAUUUCUCUCUUCACAACGAGCAGGCCUCUUUGCAACCCCCAAAGCUCAUUAACUCCCCCAUAAUCACGACAAACCAAGGGGAAACCACAAUAACUGUUUCUCCCCAUGACCCCAACAAGACGCAAAAACUGAGGAAAGAGCAACAGGACAACGCCCCAGACCCGCAAGAAAGCGAUGUGGUCCCCAAAACCCCACCGGAGCCAAUUGUGGCCAGAAAUAUGAAAUUGUGGAAGAGAAAGGCUCGGGAUUGCCCAGAGGAAAAACACAAUACCCAUGUUAGCCAAGGAGACCUGAAGAGGAAAGACUGUGUUGAGGAUGAAACCUCCCUCAUGGAUACAGAUCCUGCACCAGCCCCACAAAACAACGAUUAUCAUCGGUGGAGACUGCCCAGCAGUCCCGCCGGUCCCAAUGAAAAUCUUAAGCUGGAAUUGCCGCGGGCUUGGGACCCCGGAGGUAACUGUCAAGCCGGAGGAUUGGCCCUUUACUGGAACUCAGGACUGGACCUCUCUAUUCUCUCACACUCUCUCAACCACAUCAACUUCCAGUUUCCCCUUCACCAUGUCAACAAAACAGCAAUAGGUACGGGAUUCUAUGGUCAUCCAGAAAAGCAACAAAAAUGGAGAUCAUGGGAACUCCUCCGAAGCCUUAAACCAACAAACCACCUUCCCUGGUUAUGCUUCAGAGACUUCAAUGAAAUUCUUUGCCAAGAUGAAAAGAAAGGUGGCCUUGCCUGGGAUUGCAACCAAUCUAUGGCCUUUCAUCAGGUUAUCACAGAAUGCAACCUACAGGACUUGGGAUUCUCCCACCCUAUCUACACUUGGUCCAACAAUAGACCUCUUCCCCACACCAUCGAAGAGCGUAUAGAUAGAGCCCUGGCCAACAGCAAUUGGCAACAAUCCUGGAAAUCCAUCCAGGUCACUCACAUCCCAAGGUUUGACUCCGAUCAUUCCCCCAUCACAAUCUCCUGCUCCCUCAAGCAAAAAAAGAAAAGAAAGCGAGUGAGACUCUACAGGUUCGAAGAGAUGUGGCUCAAAGAUGCAGACUGUAAAGAAGUGAUUGCUACAAGCUGGAGGCAUACCCGUGGAGGUGCAGAUCGCCGUCUUACUGCCACAGGAGCUAACCUCGAUGCUUGGGGCGAAGCUCGUUUUGGUAAUCCUACCAGGAAGGUCAACAAACUAAAAGACAAGCUGAAAUCCUUACACGAGCAAGACCAAACUGAAGCAGUUAUUCUGGAGACCAAGAAGACAGAAAGUGAACUCCAUGAAUUUCUCCAACAUGAAGAAAUUUUUUGGUGCCAAAGAUCGAGAGCGUCGUGGCUGGCUCACGAGGACAAAAAUACAAGCUUUUUCCACAAGAAAGCUUCACAGAGAAAAUCCAAGAACACUAUUGAAUCUAUUGAAGAUGACAGAGGCAACAGGUUUGUGGAAGAUGAGGACAUUGCAGAGGUCAUAAAUGCUUACUUUGGUAAUCUCUUCACGACCUCCACUCCCCCUUCUUUGGAUACAGACCCUGCGUCCCUUGUACAAGGAAGGAUCACUGAGUCCCACAAACUCAUUUUGAACAGCCCCUAUAUUAGUUUGGAAGUAGAGGAAGCAUUGAAGUGCAUGCACCCUACAAAGGCCCCAGGUAGCGAUGGAACCCGAACACUCUUCUACAAGAAGUUUUGGGACAUUGUUGGUGAAGAUGUCACUGACCUUGUCCUCCAAAUCUUAAAUGGCCAGAAAUCCCCCAAAGACAUUAGCCACACUCUUAUUGUCCUCAUCCCAAAAAUCAAGAAGCCGACUCAUACUAGCCACUAUCGGCCCAUUAGCCUCUGCAACACUCUCUUCAAGUUGGUAACCAAGGUGAUUGCAAACCGCUUAAAGCUCAUUCUCCCGGAUAUUGUAUCUGAAAACCAAAGUGCCUUUGUCCCGAACCGUUUGAUCACGGACAACGCAUUGGUGGCCUUUGAAUGCUUUCACCAUAUGAAGAGUAAUAGAAGCAGGUCUGGUAAUAUUGCACUCAAACUCGACAUGACCAAGGCCUAUGAUAGAGUUGAGUGGUCCUUUCUUGAGCGCACCCUAACUCAUUUUGGCUUCCCCCCUCAGUGGAUCAAGGUUGUGAUGGGUUGUGUGAACACCGUUACUUUCUCAGUCUUGAUCAACGGUAGCCCUGACAAGUGUUUCGCUCCAGGUAGAGGUCUUAGACAAGGCGACCCUCUAUCACCCUACCUCUUCAUUCUCUGUGCAGAAGUUCUCUCAGCCAUGUUCCAGCAUGCUAUUGCCUCAAAGACCCUCUCAGGUAUCCGUAUCACCCCAAGAGCCCCUGUAAUUUCACACUUAUUUUUUGCAGAUGAUAGCAUCAUAUUUGCAAAGGCUUCCACUCAAGAGGCAGCAACCAUCCUUCACAUUCUCCACUCCUAUGAGGCCGCUUCAGGGCAAAAAAUAAACCUUGAUAAAUCAGAAAUUUCUUGGAGCCGUGGUGUCCUCAAGACCCGAGUGGAUGAACUCAAACUUCUCCUGCAAAUGAAAGCCGUGGCAAGCCAUCCGAGAUACCUUGGCCUCCCAACUCUUGUGGGUCGGUCCAAAACCCAAGUCUUUUCCUUUGCUCGUGAUCGGGGGUGGAAAAAGUUGAAGGGUUGGAAGGAACGCACCCUUUCUAGAGCCGGACGGGAGGUGCUAGUCAAAUCAGUAGCACAAGCUAUCCCUACCUACAUUAUGGGAUGCUUUGCUCUCCCCAACUCUCUUUGCAAUCAUAUUGAAAGCCUUAUAAGCCGCUUCUAUUGGGGAGGAGAUGUGGACAAAAGGAAACUUCAUUGGCUUAGCUGGGGGAAGAUCACAAAGAGGAAAGCAAAAGGGGGAUUAGGCUUCCGCAGCAUCAAAGAAUUUAACCAAGCUCUUCUGGCCAAACAAUGGUGGAGGUUGAGAACAAAUCCCAAUUGUUUACUUGCUAGGAUCCUGAAGGCUAGAUACCACCCUUCUUCUGAGCUAGCAAAUGCCCAAAUUGGCUAUCACCCAAGCUACACUUGGAGAAGCAUCCUAGGAGCAAAAUCAGUGAUAGACAAUGGGUCAGCUUGGAGAAUUGGAAACGGUAGAUCAGUUAGAAUCUGGAAAGACAAAUGGUUGCCCCACAUGCUAACACCAAGGACUGGGAUUGGAAUUAAUACUUCAGAUAUGCUUCCAGUUUGGGUCUCAGAGCUAAUAAACAAUGAGACACAUACGUGGGACACACGCAAGAUUGCUGAAUUCUUCACCCAACCAGAAGCGGAAAUGAUCCUCAAGAUUCCUCUACCAUCACAACCAAGAGAUGACCAACUCAUGUGGACCCACACUAAGCAAGGCAUCUACUCGGUCAAGUCGGGACACCAUUCCAUUCUUUCAAGCAAUGAUGAAGCCUCCACCUCUAAUCCUACUACAAGCUCCAUUUGGUCUAACAUUUGGGAGGUUGAUAUCCAGCCUCGAUGCAAAGAGUUCAUUUGGAGAGCAGCCCAAAACGCUCUCCCUGUGAAAGCUAACCUGAUUCGAAGAGGCAUUCACACUGACCCCAUUUGUCCCAUGUGCGGCGAUGAUAGAGAAUCAACCUGCCAUGCUAUUCUCACAUGCCCCGAGGUUAGAGCUAUCUGGUUUUCCUCCCCUCUCGGGCUCCAUAUAAAUCUAACAGAGGGUAUGAGUUUCAAAGAGUGGCUUGAACAUCUGCUGUCCCAUCUCCCUAAUACUGGUCAACAAUGGCUCUUCUCAGUGGCAUGGGCCAUCUGGAAAAGAAGAAACGCAUGGCUCUUUGAGCAAAAGCGUGUGGCCACUGAUAAAGCCACUGAACAAGUCCUUAUCCAAGCAUCCAGAAUGGUGACCCCUGAACCAGAACAAAAUCAAAGCCAGUCGAACCAAUCCCCCCCGAUUCCCCCUCGUUGGAAGCCACCAGGAAUAGGAACGAUCAAAGGGAAUUUUGAUGCCUCCAUUCGCGAAAACAGGGGGACAGGACUGGGACUGAUCUUCAGGGAUCAUGCAGGAAAACUCCUUGCGGCUGGUACCUCCUUUCUCCAGACAGAAUUCGAACCAGUUAUUGGAGAGGCUAUUUCUCUUCGAAGAACCAUCACCCUGGCCGGAGAACUGGGUUUCCAUAACCUUGAACUGGAAUCUGACUGCCUUCAACUUGUCCAAGCUUGGAACAGGACGACCCCUCACAACAAUUACCUGGCCUCAGUUGUUCAGGAUUGCAAAUCACUUUCUGUCUCCCUAAAUUUAAGUUGUUUGAAUCAUUGUAAUAGAUUGUCCAAUGCUGUUGCGGACUAUCUAGCUAAGUUAGCUUUUGAGCACCAGGAUCAGAUUUGGGUAGGAUUUGAUCCCCCUGGUACAUCUAUUUUGAUCCAGCAAGAUACUGCUAGUUGUACCCGUUUUGAGGCUUCUACCUCUUGA